Molecule: messenger RNA, 3713 nt
Organism: Lingula anatina
Lineage: Eukaryota; Metazoa; Brachiopoda; Lingulata; Lingulida; Lingulidae
Product: thyroid hormone receptor beta-A
Biological process (GO): cell differentiation; positive regulation of transcription by RNA polymerase II; negative regulation of transcription by RNA polymerase II
Molecular function (GO): zinc ion binding; RNA polymerase II cis-regulatory region sequence-specific DNA binding; nuclear receptor activity
Source: RefSeq, a predicted model, not a curated record
UAAGAGUAUAGGAAGUAAGUAAACAGUAUGGCGGAGUCAACAUUUGAUGACCUGCCAUGCAGUAGCAUACCAACACCUCCAUCUUCAGAAACAGAAAGCAUGAUGAAUAUGUCGGCAUCUUCACCUGAUGAUGUGAGACCCCAGAGAGUGGGAAGCAAAAGGAAAAUCAAGAACAAAGAGGAUAAAGUCUGUGGAGUGUGUGGAGAUAGUGCCCUGGGAUACAAUUUUGAUGCUAUAACUUGCGAGUCCUGCAAAGCUUUCUUUCGCAGAAAUGCCUUCAAGGAAAAGGAGUUGAAAUGUGUUUUUGAAAUGAAAUGCAAGAUUGAUGUGAACACCAGGCGGUUCUGUUCCUACUGUCGGCUUCAGAAAUGUUUUGCCAUUGGAAUGAGGAAGGACAUGAUCCUGGUAGUGAAGCCCACGAAUGCUGCAAAGGGAGGGGGGAUGGUUUGUCAAAAAUCAGAUAUCAAAGAUGAAGGAGAAAAGAAGAGACGGAUGGAAAAGCUAGUACAGACAAGAGAUAAGAAAAAGGUGCCAAAGACUGAUAUUCCUGUGACGCAGAUCAAGAUGGAAGAGCCCUCCUCCACCUCAACAUGCAGGUUAUUAUCUAUUCCACCCCCAUCAUCCUUUGCACAGGACCAGACCAGCAAUACAAGGUGCCUUUCUGAUGAUGAAUUGGCUUUCUUGACCACACUUCAGGCCAACUAUGAUAUGUCUCUGGGCAUAGUGGCAGACGAGCCCUUAGAAGAAGAGUAUAAAACCCUGGACAAUCUAGUCAACUCCACUGGGCGAAUCAUCCGCAGACUGAUCACGUUUGCCAAAAAGAUUGUUGAUUUUAUGACACUGAGCCAGGAAACACAAAUUGUCCUUUUGAAAGGCACGUCCAUCAAUUCUAUAUACAUCCGUUCAGCCACCCUGUAUGAUGCAGUAAAAGAUGCCUGGGUUUCCCCCAGAGGUGUGGUAUCAACAUCGAUCUUGAAGAGAACAGCAGGCCAGAUACUUAAUAGGUUCCAGGAGGACCAUGUGAAGAUUUGCAGGAAGUUCAAGAAGUUGCUGGGCAAUGAUUCCACAGUAUUGGUGAUUCUGCAGGUCAUUUCCCUGUUCUCCCCAGAGUAUGUCAGCCUGACUAAUAGAGCUAUCAUUUCCAACAUUCAGGACAGGUAUCUGACCCUGCUCAAGCAUUACUUUGAGGCCAAGUUCUCGUACAGAGAAGCAAGACGCAUGUACCCUGCUGUGCUGUCGAUUCUAGACGAGAUGAAGAUGUUCACAGAAGAACACGGCAGGGUUCUGCUGCAUGUUAAUGUGGAUGAGAUAGAGCCAAUAUUGCUGGAGAUAUUUGACAUUCGUUAAGCAUGCCUGUUGUCCUAACACGGAGGAGACCAAAGACAUUUUCAUGUUUUGAUCACAGUUGGAUUUUCCUCAGGUUCCUUAUUAGUUAUGUGGAGGUUUAAAUAUUGCAGGAUCAUGAUACGCAAAAUAUUUAUGGCAAAAAUAUUGCCAAUAUUUCAUGAGCUUGGAUUAGUGAUAUAAUUGUUUAGUAAUAUCUUAAAUAUUAUUAAUUAAUCCAUAAUUAUAAGGAGAAGUAGUCAAUAUGAAUGAUUCAUUAAUACAGUGUGUGUGUGUGUGUGUGUGUGUGUGUGUGUGCACAUGUGUGCUUGCAAAUCUAAAUAUAUUUAGAGAUAGUUUAAGAUAUAUGGUUUACAUUACUCACCAACCGAAUUAGUUAAAUAAGAUUCUUGUAACAAAACAAAUGCGCUAUCUGUUUGGAUGGUAAAAUAAUCUGUUAUUGAUCUUCUAAAAGAUAUGGUAUGGACCAGGCAUGUUAUGCAUCUGUGGUCCACUUUAAGUUGUGAAAUGAGGAUAUAAUUCAUUGUGACCCCUGAAGAAUUGUGUACAGGUAUAACCUGCCAAACGUACACCAUCGAAAAUUAUAUUAAAUUUAUAUAUAUGAAAGAAAGGUCAAGUGAAAUGUGAUGGAAGUGAAACCAUUUAGUUCACUUACCAAGAUGUAUACUGAACAAAAAUAUAAAUGCCCUUUAUUUUUCUUCAAAUUUAGGAUUGCAUCUAUUUUAAAUAAUACUAAAUCCCUUCUGUUGAUCAUUCUGUGAAAAAUUACUGUCCAUUAGAAAAAUUGGGCAGGGGGGUGGGGGGUGAUCACGUAGAAACAGAUCACCACGAGAUGUCUUGCAUGUCCAACAUUUGGUGUCAGGCAUGCCCCGUGAAAAUGUUAAUCUACUUCUGUAGUCUUUAUGGAGCUUAGGGAUGCUAUCUGGAACAUGACUGGGGACAAGUCUUUGGAGAACAACCCAGAUGAAUUUACAGGCCAGUCAAGUACUGGAAUGAGUUCAUACCAGUGGCAUGAUUUGCUAUGUAUGUGUGAAAUGAUAGGUUUUGAUGAAGUUUGACAUUUUGGGGUUAGCUUGGCCUUUAAUUGUUUAAGCAGGAUUGGACAUGCCGUGGCUGUGGUAUGGUUGAGUUACUGCAUCCCUGUGUGCAUGUUAGUGCUCUCUGGAAGAGGCAGACACAAAUUUUGGUGUUAUUAUUAAUUGAUGAGAAUUAAAAAUUUUCCACAGUUAUAAAACGAUAUUAGCUCAUUUAGGAUGCCCUAUUUCAUGCUACGUAAGUACUUGACAUGGGUCGCUUAUAAUUUUGCUCAGUAUAUAUCAAGCUUUACAACAGGGAAACAUUUCCAAGUCACAGAGGCACAGGAGUAUUGAUCUAUUUUGCUGUGGUAUUUAGUUCAGUGAUGAGGCAGAGAUAUCAGAUAUGCUGGGUGAAGAAGAUUCUGUUAGUAGGAGUAUACACACUGACCUGACUUGUAGUGGGAUAUUUAUGACCAUGUUCAAAUUUAAACAUUGUACCAACUGAAUCGAUCCAACUCUGCUGGAGAUUCUCGCUAAAGUGCAUUCAGGGUAAUCAGUAUAAUUGUCUGACAUGCCUCUCAGAGCAGCUAGUUAAUUGGUUAAUAACCCCCAUAGCAACCCGAGGAGGCCCAUUACAGUGAUUGCACUUAAUUAGAAUCUCCUGCAGAGUUGGAUUGAUCCAGUUAGUACGAUGGGUUUAUCUGAAUGCUCCCAAUGUUGUCACAUACCACAAAUAAAGUUGAAUUUAUGUAGCAAUUAUUGUUUUAUCUUAAUGCUAGAAACUGAAGCUAACAGUUAAAGUGUGUUUAAACAACACUUUCCUGUGAGUUUGAUCAUAAUUCUUCAUCCUAUUAUAUUGUGAGAGUAAUUCAAAAUUUUUAUGUGAGAACUGAAAAUCUUUAUUUCUUAUUUAUAGCACUUGUGUUACAUUAGGUUAUGUUAUUAUUUAUUAUUGUCACUGAAUAUUGUUUUUGCACCACAUGCGGUCCCUAAUUUCUGGUAAAAUCAACAAGAAGUGCUAUGCAGAUCACAUACAGGUAACAGUGCUAUUUUAUUUGAUUAUCGGCAUUGUUUAUUCUGUAUCCAUAUGCCUGUGUGCAGGCUGGUAAGAAUGGGCAACAUAUUAAACUUGCUCAUCUCGGCAAUAGAACAGUCAAGGAGAUACAUUUUGAAAAUUUGAGAAAAAAAUGGGAAAUUAGUACAGGAUGCUUUAUACUUCUUCUUGGUGUAUUAUAUUGUAAAUAUUGUUGUAGCAUGAUUAGCUUUUAGGUGAUAAUUAGUGCUCCCAACUGUGAUAUGUAUGGUAUGGUGUGGAAAUUUUGUAAUUGAUUGGCAUAAUAAAGCUUAAAGUCA